AUGGGUGUUUUCAAUGAACAAUUUGACAUUCUAUUGCAAGAGAGUGUUUUCACUAACACUCUCAAUUUAGUUAUAAGAUCAUCAACUGAUAAUGAUAUUUGUUCACUUGAUGAUCCAGUACUUGAUCGAUUAUCUACUGAUAUAUUACCAAGAAUUCAUCAUAAUGUGAAAAAUCUUAUCCUCGAACCUAUGUCUAUGGAACGUAUUCUUCUUGCUGACAAUUAUACAAAUUUAACUUCUCUAAAAUUGUUUAAUUUUCGACAUAAGAUCGUUUCUUCUUAUUUUACAGAAGGAAAACAAUCAAAAUAUAGUAGCAUUAAAAAGAAAACAAUACGCUUUAUCUGA
This is a messenger RNA of Rotaria sp. Silwood2, 345 nucleotides long. The record is from the annotation of a GenBank genome assembly. NCBI's taxonomy places the organism in Eukaryota, Metazoa, Rotifera, Eurotatoria, Philodinida, Philodinidae.